CGCGAGACGAGGAAGCGGCGGUUGGAAGCGGCCGUUGGGAAGGUACCACUGAGGUGGUGGGGAGGAGGGGAGCCGCUGAGCCUCCCCUUUCCUUGGGGUCCCCCCCCCGACCGAAGAAGGCUUGUAUAUUUACUUUUCAACCUGGCCAUAUUUGAAGAUACUUGAACAGACAAGACAGAUCAUUCUACAAACCUGAAAAAUCUGAAAUCUAAAAAAGGAGGAUUAAUCUCCCCCCCAUAAUAGAAGCUGCACCUGUAGCUGUUUUCCUUACCUCGGGCUCCUCUCUCCAUCAUGGGAGAGAUUAAAGUCUCUCCGGACUAUAACUGGUUUAGAAGCACAGUUCCUCUUAAAAAGAUUAUAGUAGAUGAUGACGACAGUAAAGUUUGGUCACUGUAUGAUGCGGGACCUCGCAGUAUCAGGUGCCCCCUUAUAUUUCUCCCACCGGUCAGUGGCACAGCGGAUGUGUUCUUUCAGCAGAUCUUAGCCUUGUCUGGAUGGGGCUACAGAGUCAUUGCUUUGCAGUAUCCAGUUUACUGGGAUAUUUUUGAGUUCUGCGAUGGAUUCAGAAAAUUAUUAGAUCAUCUACAGCUGGAUAAAGUUCACCUAUUUGGCGCAUCUUUGGGAGGCUUCCUUGCCCAGAAAUUUGCUGAAUAUACCCAUAAAUCGCCCAGAGUGCAGUCUCUGAUUCUGUGCAAUUCUUUCAGUGACACAUCAAUCUUCAACCAGACAUGGACAGCAAACAGCUUUUGGCUAAUGCCUGCCUUUAUGCUGAAGAAAAUUGUACUUGGGAACUUCGCUUCUGGCCCUGUAGAUCCAGAAAUGGCUGAUGGAAUUGAUUUCAUGGUUGAUAGGUUGGAAAGCCUGGGUCAAAGCGAGCUUGCCUCAAGACUUACCCUCAAUUGCCAGAAUUCAUAUGUGGAACCUCACAAAAUCAGAGACAUUCCUGUAACUAUCAUGGACGUCUUUGACCAGAGUGCCCUUUCAACUGAAGCAAAGGAAGAAAUGUAUAAGCUGUAUCCCAACGCCAGGAGGGCCCACCUCAAGACGGGAGGCAACUUCCCGUAUCUCUGCAGAAGUGCCGAGGUCAAUCUCUAUGUCCAAAUACACUUACUGCAGUUCCACGGUACCAGAUAUGCUGCAAUUGAUCCCUCCAUGGUCAGUGCAGAAGAACUUGAAGUCCAGAAAGCCAAUCUCCAAGCCAGCAGUGACCAAGAACAGGCAUAGUAGCCUUCGCAUUUGUGGCCUCACUUCAUCCAGAAAGUCUUCUCUUGCAGUCUUCCUAGGCAGUUGCAUCUUUCCAGUCUGCCUCUUCCUUACUAUUUAACCGAUGAGUUAGAAUUGUAUCCUUAACACCAAUUACAUUAAACGAAAUAAAGGUACAAACACUUGCUUACAUCACUAUACCAGGCUAUCCUUGUUUAAAUUUGGAUGAUUAUAGAUGUAACUUUGGAAGACUUGUUUUAAAAAAUUGAAGACAAACUUUUGCUACCAAAGCCUUUACGAGUGUAUUCUUAAAGAGACUAUUUUUUUUAUAUGCAUACAAUUUGUGUGUCCCUGUGUGUGUGUGUGUAUAUGUGUAUGUAUAUAUCAUGGGCAACUUCUCUGGAGGUUCAUUUAUCCUUUGAUGGACUAUCUAAAAAAAAACAAACAAACCUAUGUUGAUGUGCCAAUAUUGCCUUUUCUUUUUUAUAUCUUUUUGCCAGUUAGUAACUUCAUUUGUGACUGAAACAUUCAUUUUUGUAAAACUGCCUUGCUAUUGGAAUAAAGCUUUUGA
Eublepharis macularius is the source of this 1774-nucleotide messenger RNA. RefSeq names its product SPG21 abhydrolase domain containing, maspardin (gene SPG21). Gene Ontology annotation, cellular component: cytosol; trans-Golgi network transport vesicle. The record is from RefSeq and is a predicted model, not a curated record. Lineage: Eukaryota; Metazoa; Chordata; Lepidosauria; Squamata; Eublepharidae. Bases 292 to 1224 code for a protein of 310 amino acids. The transcript is spliced from 10 exons. Gene Ontology annotation, molecular function: CD4 receptor binding.